This is a messenger RNA of Lethenteron reissneri (Far Eastern brook lamprey), 6202 nucleotides long. It is a transcript of the gene POMT2, whose product is annotated as protein O-mannosyltransferase 2. NCBI's taxonomy places the organism in Eukaryota, Metazoa, Chordata, Hyperoartia, Petromyzontiformes, Petromyzontidae. The record is from RefSeq and is a predicted model, not a curated record. Gene Ontology annotation, cellular component: endoplasmic reticulum; membrane. Gene Ontology annotation, biological process: protein O-linked glycosylation via mannose. Gene Ontology annotation, molecular function: dolichyl-phosphate-mannose-protein mannosyltransferase activity.
AGUACACGAACGUCCAUUCGGAAUGUGGUUCUCCCAGAUCUCCAACACCACCACUGCUGCUACCACCACCAGCAGCACCACAGUCCUGCCCCAUGCGAAAAGACGCGAGGGGGCCCAUUCUUGAAUGCUCUUUCGCUUCCACGAUGAGCAAGCAAGGAGACGCUUUGGUCCGUCGGCGUAAAGCGUUGAGCGAUCCGGCGACUCCGACUGCUGCGGAGGCGGCGGCUUCCCCGCAUCUCAACGGCGGUGGUGGUGGCGAACCCGAGCGAGUGCGCCUCGGACGACGAGAAGGAAGAGGUGGAGGACGAGGUGGAGGGCGAGGGACAGGAGGAGAGGGACCGGGAGAGGCCGGGCCUUGCUCUGGUGCCGAGGGGGGGCAGCGGGUGUCGCCGAGAGAGGCGCGCGUGGUGUCGGCCUGCGUGCUGUUACUUGCCGCGGCCACAAGGUUCUAUCGCCUGGACGAGCCAGACCAUGUGUGUUGGGACGAGACUCACUUUGGCAAGAUGGGAAGUUACUACAUCAACAACACGUUCUUCUUCGAUGUCCACCCUCCACUGGGCAAGAUGCUGAUCGGCCUGGCUGGGCACCUCAGUGGCUACGACGGCACCUUCCCCUUCUCCAAGCCCGGUGACAAGUACGGAGCGGCGGAGUACCUGGGCAUGCGAGCCUUUUGCGCGCUGCUGGGGUCACUGGCGGUAUUUUUCGCGCACCUGACCAUGCUGGAGGUGACGCGCUCCAUCUCCGCCUCGGUCGUCCUCGCGGCGCUCCUCAUUUUCGACACGGGCUGCCUCACACUGUCUCAGUACAUCCUGCUGGACCCCGUGCUCCUCUUCUUCAUCAUGGGGGCCACGUACGGCAUGGCGCGCAUCGGCUGGGGUGGUCACAGGCCUUUCUCUGCCGGAUGGUGGCUCUGGCUCGCUUUCACGGGCGUGUUCCUGGCCGGCGCGGUGAGCGUCAAGUUCGUGGGCCUCUUCGUGGUGACCCUUGUGGGCCUUCGCACGGCGGCUGAGCUGUGGGCGCUGCUGGGAGACCUCCGCCUGCCCGUGAGUGAAUUCGGGUGGCACUUUGUGGCGCGGGCGAGCUGCCUAAUUGCCCUUCCGGUGGUGCUGUACACUGUGACGUUCGCUGCUCACGUCGCUGUACUUUCGCGAAGUGGAAUUGGAGACGGCUUCUUCAGUUCCGGCUUCCAGGCGAGACUGAUGGGCAACAGCCUGUACAACGCGUCCAUGCCCGAGUACAUCGCGUACGGAUCGGUGGUGACGCUGAAGAAUGUGCGGACAGCGGGAGGCUACCUGCACUCACACUGGCACCUCUACCCUGAGGGCGUGGGGGCCAAGCAGCAGCAGAUCACCGCCUACACCCACAAAGACCACAACAACAUGUGGCUCGUCAAGAAGCACGACCGGAAUCCGAGUGACAGCGAACCCCCGGAACUCGUGCAGAAUGGAGACGUCAUCCGCCUGGAGCACGUCGCAACAAAGAGGAACCUGCACAGUCACAAGGAGCGCGCUCCCCUCUCCUCGAAGCACUGGCAGGUCACCGGCUACGGGGAGAACGGCACGGGGGACUCCAACGACUUAUGGCGCGUGGAGGUGGUGGGCGGCGCGACGGGGGAGGCGCUUGGGGUGGUGCGGAGCCGAAUGCGUCUGGUGCACGUCUCCACAGGCUGCCUGCUGCACUCACACUCCAAGGCGCUGCCCAAGUGGGGCUACGAUCAGAUGGAGGUGACCUGUAACCCGUAUAAGAAGGACACGGGGAACGUCCUCUGGAAUGUGGAGGAGCAUAUUCAUCCCAAAUUGCCCAACGUCAGCUUUGAAGUGUUCAAGUCGUCCUUCCUGGAGGUUUUUAUCGAGUCCCACAUCGUUAUGGCGCAGAGCAACAGUGGGCUGAAACCCAAGGAGAAUGAAGUGACUUCACAGCCGUGGCAGUGGCCCAUCAACUACCGGGGCCAGCGGUUUUCGGGCAGUAAUGAGACCGAUUACCGCGUGUACUUAUUGGGAAAUCCGGUAAUCUGGUGGUGGAACCUGGGCAGCCUCUUUGUGUUUCUGGUGAUGUUCUGCUUCUUGGGGUUUGCGAUCCGUCGCCGAUGCCCCCUGGCCAGCAAGCUUCAGGCCCGCACCCCAGAGUUUAUGGACGGCGGGUUCUGGUUUUUCCUGGGCUGGAUGCUGCACUACCUGCCGUUCUUCACGAUGGGUCGCGUCCUCUACUUCCACCACUACUUCCCGGCAAUGAUGUACAGCAGCAUGCUCACAGCGGCCACGUGGGACGCCGCUCUGCGCUGGGUGGGCCUCCUUCUGCAGGGCCGUGCCGGGGAGAGGUUGCACACGGCCGGGACGGCGCUGAUGCUGCUCCUCUGCGUGUACAGUUUUUACCUCUUCCACCCACUUUCGUACGGGAUGACGGGGCCUUACUCAACGGAUCCCAGCAGCGAUAUGGCCGGCCUGCGAUGGAUGGAUGCGUGGGAAUUUUAACCUCUCAACCUUUGGCUCUGCCAGACAACUGGAGGUGGUUGGACUGCGGCUGUUACUCUGACUGACACUGCAAAAUAUUGGAGAUGUCGACUACUGAUUAGAACCAAGAUGAUUUUUUACCACGCAGUGCCAGUCAUGGGGCCUGUUCGACCGGUCGUUGUGGAUGAGGGAAGAGUGGGGAGGGUGGGUUGGUGCUGAUUGGUGGCCAGGGUCGGUUUGAAUAUGUAUGUAUGAAUGGUGAACUUCUUUCACAUAGCCAACCGUGCUAAUCGGAGGUGCGGUGGCUGGGAAUCAAACUCAGGUAUUCCGGGUUCAUAGUGUUAGUGCACUAACCGCCGCAACAUUGCUUCAUCCGAGAAAUUGAGCUGUUUUGGAUGACAUUUUGGUUUUAAUGGAGUAGCGUGCAAUCACUUGUGUCACUUGGGUUUGUUUAUUCUUAAAAGCAACAAAAAAACCCUCAAAAGUAUUAAAACCAUUUCUGCAAAAGUGCCAUCAUCUAUGGUGGUUUAUCAAGCACCACUCUACACGUGGCUCAACACAGGGCGGCACGCGUUUAUCGGAAUUGUAGAGCAGUUCGGAGAAGAACUGCGCUUGAAAUCGGGCGAGCGCAACCGUCGUCCUGAUUCGCCGCCCGUAAUGUCGUAAAGAAACGAAACGUGAUGGGAAUGAAAGUCGUAAGAGAUCGCGAGGGAAAAAAAAAACAACAAAAGCCUACGUUACGUUGCACACCAAGAAAGCAAUUUGUCGGCGUUUUGGACAACUGCAUUUGCUUUAAAAAGAGCAAAGCAUUCUUCAUUAGCCAUGUCUGUCUCCAAGGUUAUCUUUUAUUAGCUUGUGAAGCGGGGCAUUCAUCCUCGUGUUGACUGCAUGGCUCACCCCGUGCAUUUAACGAGUAGCUUAAUGAAUGGACGACGCCCCGCGCAAUUCGCGGCCGCAAUUUUCUGCGCGUCGUCGGCACGCUCAGAAGACGGCCCUCUGCGACAUGCGCAUUUACCUGAUCGGCGCUCGAUUACCGUAGCGCAAGCUUCGGUCUAGCCCAGGACUCCCCGACACGUUUCCAAUUGGUGUUGAAUCGGCGGGGCGUGUUUGUCACGUCGCGAGCAAUUUGGUAAAUUUGGUUGAGCUGUCAGAAGGUGGAACGUGGCGUGCGACAAUCCCCACCCCCCUCCCCCAGACUUUUUAUUUUAUUUUUUUGCAUCCAAACUGCUAAAGGCCUUGAGGCUUUGUGUCGUGCGUUGCGUAUGGAGCCAGAGACUGAGUUGCGAUGGCUUGCGUUAUGUUUCGUGCGCGAGAGGAUGACAAUUCACGUGUCUUCUGCCGUUGCGCUAGAGUCGUGACUUUAAUGAAACGUUGAUCGACGAUUAUCGAUUCUCAAGCUGACGAUACAUGUCUCGAUUCGUGCAAGAAUUGAUGUUUUAGAUUUGUAAAUGUUGUGCGUAAUGGGCUUCCCCGUCAUGCCUUCUGACAUUGGUAGAGUUUCCAGCUCUGAGUUACACAAAACCAGGGGACACAUCAUGGGAAGAAGAAAAUCUCGAUGCCAGAAUAUGGGAGAACUGUAUGUGCAUGAAUUGCCUUGAGUCGUUAUCCUGCAACUGAUAAAAAAAAGAAGACAAGCCUAGGAAAACCAAGACGGGUCGGCAAUACUAGGCAUGCGUGACCACUACAUUAAUUGCAAUCACACCCCUAUAAACACAACCCUGUUCUCCUUACGUGACAAACCUUACUAAAUUGGCUGUCUCUGGUGGUGGCGGGUUUAACAACAUUUAUAUUUAUGCGAUCUAACCCAAAAAAAAACUAUAUCAUGUAUGACAUUGGUCGACGGAAGCCUACCUGUUAAUAUCACAACCCUAGCAUUGCGACAAACACUGGAGCUACAUCGUGCCCAUAUUUGCGCGUUUGUAACAUUUCCCGCAGAAGUAGUCGCAGUUUCAGCGUGUGCGCAGAUCGAAGGAUGACAAUGAUGAUGAGCACGGCCGUUUUAUUUUUUCAGCCCACGACACCGCUCUCCAGAGACGCAACAGCAGCGUCUGUGUGGGUGUGUGAAUACUCUUGCCAACUUUUGUUCGGCCGGAUAGAAGGGGGCUAAACAGAUGCGGCUCGGGCUAGAGAAGAGAUGGAGUGAUGUGGUACAAAAGGAUGUGGAGCUGAGUGGACUUGCUGAUGAUGACUGGUUACCAGCCGAUGUCAAGGUCGACCUAUGUGGAGGAGGCUCGUGAAGGAUGCUACUGGGUAGUUGUAGGCAGUCGCCCUACAGCAACAACGGAGGGCAGAGGAGCGACACUCACAACAACAAGCAGAGCGCCGGGUGGCUAAAACACAGCAAGUUGGCACAAUAGGGGGCACAGGUGGUGCAUCGGCCAGUCAUUUCAGUCAGUCGACCCAUGGCACCUGGGUCUGUCCCGUGACCUCCUGCCAGCGGGCGUUGGACACUUAAUGUGGCCUUAAAGUGCACUUAGCCUGGACACGUCACCACCACUCAGUGGCGAAUGACGGUUGUUGCUGUUGUUGCUGUUGUUGAACACGCUGGAUCACUGAGCCUGCUCCCCACGGGGCCCUCCCUGUGUGCCACCUUCCAAGUUGUUCGUCCUUGACGACCCCCCCCCCCCCCCCCAUCGGCUCUGUCUGUACAGCGCCCGCAAAGAAGUCCCGAGGCAACGGAGUCCUCCUCCACGGGUUUCCACGCGUGCAGGUGGAUUAAUUUAGAAAUUGCGAGGCGCUCUUGAGUCAUCGUUGGCGCUUUCUCCAGGAGACUGGUGCUCGCAGCAAAUUGGCAGCUUUGCAGGAAACUGGUUUGGUGAAAUCCUCCACUGGUGCAGCAUCUCCAUCGACACGACCAGCGCACACGGAACUUGUGCUCCGCUGAUCACUCCUAUUCUUGCACGUGACAAUAUUGUUCAGGAAUUAAAUGGCCAAUGUCAAGGUCGGCUGUCCACGAGAGGGCUUUCGGGGUUAGAGUUCGUGUCGUUUUGCUACUGCUUUGUUGAAGGAGCACAGACUUACGGCGGUUUAUUUUUUUACGUGGUUCACAAAUAGUCCACAAUGGCACGUGUUAUCACCUGAGACUGAAAGAGCCGAGGUGGGACUAUGUUAACUCCUCCAACUCACGUUGCCGAUUGGAACAUUGCAGCGUUUUAUCAUUGACGAAUGCUCACCACCACCAGCGGCUUGUCUUAUUUGAUCGCCGCGUCAAACGGUGACGUUUUCAACGUCACGAUAAGCGAGGAGUCGAUGGGAGAGCUUGCUGCUGGACUUGCCUGUCAGUUGAAAUAGACGCGUGCUCUCGAACUCUUAUUGAACCGUGCAUCGUCUCGAGGUAUAUUAUCGGGGAUGUGAGGAUUAACGGCGCUGGCAACUCGAUGACUUGUUACAAUUUCAGGGAAGAAUAGACGCUUCAAAUGCGUGCUGAAAACUGCAGCCACUAUUGUCUGCAGGGUAUGUGUGACCCGUUGCACCGUAUAUGAUUCAUGCUGAAACUGAAUUCAAUGCUUGUUUAUUGCCAACUUAAGAAUCGAUAUUAAUAGGUGAAUUGAUGCGUCGUGAUUACACCGCUUGUAAUUACUGUUUACGUGCAGUCUUGAGCCUGUUCUACAACUGAAAUAUUGAUUUGCGGGGAAGAAGGGAACGGUUAUGGGAUUGUAGACGGUAUUUAUUUCCUUUUUGGUUUGAAAUAGUAAAACGUGGACGAAACAAAGUUCUUGUGAAACUCUUUUUUCUGUAAAUAAACAUUUAAA